AUGCCCACUACAAGGCGCUCGAAACGUGCCCGCGCCGAUACGAAUGGCGAUGCCGUUGAUCCGCUAUCUUCUGGCGUUGGAGCGGAGAGCCUCUCAUAUGCGCGACCGAAACGGAUACGCGUGUUGACGAAGAAGGCAUCGCCUAUCAAGCCAGCCGCAAGGCGGCCCUCUACCGUAAGGAAGGCCGCAAAGAGACACCCCCCCACGAAGAAGGCCGCGCCCACGAAGAAGACCCCCCGAAUUGUUGUUCGAAAUACGACCGAGAUACCGUCCGAGAUGCCAGAGUCGGAAUACAAUGUCGAAGAAGAAGAAGAGCCGCCCGCGCGGGUGCAACAGAGGCAACCGAAGCUUAUUAUCCGGGGCUCAAGCGUAAUCUCAGAGUCGCAGUCUGGGAUUGACGGCGUUAUUGUUGAUCCUUUCAACGGCCACGACGAUGUUGACGACGAUAUCGUCUUUACUGGCGCCCAGUCGAAACCGCAUAACCCGCCUCGACCGACCACCAAAAACGACAGCCAGAUUACCACCAGCCCGCCAGAGCGACCCUUCCCCCCCCCUCUACCGAAGUCGAUCUUCGUCAAGAUUCAACGCGAUGUCAAAUGGUUCCGUAGCCAGUAUCUUUCGACGUUCAAAAUCCUCCCGCCAGUGCCCUCGCGAUAUCUACGUCGACAAGCAAUUAAGGUCGAAAGCGACAUCGCGAUGUUUAAUAUAGCACCUCGGUCGCCUUCGUCGGUUAGCCGCAUUGACUUUGACUCGCUUAUGAGCCAGAUGAUAGAGACUGGGGGCACCGAAUUCGAGCUAACUUUGGAGUUCGAGUUUGAACUUGAACCGCCCAUCAACAACGACGAUCUAGUUGUCGCCGCUUCGCCCACGCCGAUUCGAGGCUUCUCGACGCCAGUCCUAGCCCCCUCCCGAACUUCCGGGUCCCGACCCGGGCGCGCGGGCGCGCAGCUGCCCAGAGGCGUAUCCGCAACGCCGAUAUCUAACAGAGGCACCCCGAAGGCGCCUUCGACCCGCAAGUCAACAAGCAAUACGAUGGCGGAGGAGAUGUACCGACGUUACGAAGCCGACAUCGCCAAGAGCCGCACUGAUGGAGUCGUAACCACGCGCCUCGUAUUCGACGAGCUCCAUUUUCGAUGGAAAUGCGACCUCGGUUCGAAGUGCAAGAACUUUCGUAACGGCGCGCCAGCUACUUGGUGCUGGCGCGAACCGGGCGACCAGAAGCAUCAUCCGCUUACGAAUCAAGACCUCCAAGUGUGGGCUACGGCGAUACGAGAUGGGAAGACCACGAAGGAUAACCCGCCCGUCCAGUUCCAUAGAAAAUGGCGGGAAGCGGUGGAACAACAAGAACAACAACAAGCCGCUAAGCAAAGCGUAACAACACUGGCCCUGGCGCCCCCCCCCCCCGGGGCGAUAUGGGGCACCGGUAACUCAUCUUACCCGCCUCCAUCGACGGGCACUAUCGCCGACCCACUACUACCGCAGUGGCUGUACAAUACCUCGGCGUCAUCCUACCCGAGUCGUCGGGCCGUAACACUUGAUAUCCCGAUACGAUCUUCGUCGCCGGCGCCGGCGCCUCCAACAAGCAAGACGAUGGCCGAACUGAUCAACGAAUUCGCCCGCCAAUUCGCGCGUCAAUAUCUGAUGGGCGCCUACAACGAACAAGCCCGUACGGCAUUGAAUGCUGUAAAGCACCGCUUGAUUGAAGAAGGCCACAGUCUGGUGGCGUUGAAGGCGCUGCCAGAGACGUUUUUCCAGGAGUGUGGUCUACCGGGCUUCUUGGUGGCGCCGUUAAGAGGGCUAGUCAAGACCUUCUUAAAGGAUGAGGUCGAAUUAGCUACUCUUGACGAGGGCGAAUAUCAACAAGAUCAGCCAAUUCAGCCGUCCUCGACAUUACUAUCUCCAAACGAUCCGUAUGGCGCGGACUCGCUAAUUAAUACCUCCUCGCAUCCCGCCCCCCAAUUGCCGUCCGACUUUCUGCAAUCUACCAACAACGAAGGCGACGAUGACGAUAACGACGAAGUGUCAACGGCAUCCAACGCAUCCGAGCUAUAA
Messenger RNA from Chaetomium globosum CBS 148.51, 2052 nucleotides. RefSeq lists its product as uncharacterized. Bases 1 to 2052 code for a protein of 683 amino acids. The transcript is spliced from 5 exons. NCBI's taxonomy places the organism in Eukaryota, Fungi, Ascomycota, Sordariomycetes, Sordariales, Chaetomiaceae. The record is from RefSeq and is a predicted model, not a curated record.